GCUACCGUAGCCCGCGGAACUGAAGUUGCGCCUACCCUGCGAGCUCCGCACGGAGCAAUUGCACUAAGGGCAGUCUCCGCUGACGCGAUUGGCAACGGACACCGGAAGCGCUUGUGAACGGCAAACCCCGGCCGAGCCUUGAGACAACGAGACGCGCAGAGGGGUUGGGUGCCUGGUUUCCAUCGGGUCUGGACCGCAGAGAAACUGGGACUGCGCCAGUGAUGGAUCGAGGCGUUGGAGGACGCACAGCCAGCGCUCUUUUUGCAGGGUUCCGGGCGUUGGGGCUUUUCAGCAACGACAUUCCACACGCGGUGCGGUUCAGUACUGUGAAGCGCAGAUUCUAUGUGACGACCUGCGUGGGCAAAAGCUUCCACACGUAUGACGUUCAGAAACUUAGUCUGGUUGCAGUAAGUAACUCUCUUCCACAGGAUAUCUGCUGUAUGGCAGCUGAUGGAAGGCUAGUCUUUGCUGCUUAUGGGAAUAUUUUCUCUGCAUUUGCCCGUAAUAAAGAGGUAGUACACACCUAUAAAGGUCAUAAGGCAGAAAUCCAUCUUCUUCAACCUUUUGGAGAUCAUGUUAUCUCUGUUGAUACUGACAGCAUUCUUAUUAUUUGGCACAUAUAUUCAGAAGAGGAAUACCUACAGUUGACUUUUGAUAAAUCAGUAUUUAAAAUUUCUGCAAUUUUGCAUCCGAGUACCUACUUGAAUAAAAUACUUCUCGGCAGUGAACAAGGAAGCCUACAGUUGUGGAAUGUAAAAUCCAAUAAACUUCUAUAUACAUUUCUGGGAUGGAAAGUUGGAGUGACAGCUCUUCAGCAGGCACCAGCUGUGGAUGUCAUUGCUGUUGGUCUUAUGUCAGGUCAUGUUAUCAUUCACAACAUUAAGUUUGAUGACACAUUAAUGAAGUUCUGUCAAGAUUGGGGACCUAUUACUUCGAUUUCAUUUCGCACAGAUGGUCAUCCAGUAAUGGCAGCUGGAAGCCCAUGUGGCCAUAUUGGACUCUGGGAUUUAGAAGACAAAAAAUUAAUCAAUCAGAUGAGAAGUGCACAUUCUACAGCAAUUGCCGGACUGACAUUCCUCCACAGAGAGCCACUUCUUAUCACAAAUGGUGCUGACAAUGCUCUCAGGAUAUGGAUAUUUGAUGGUCCCACAGGCGAAGGCCGGCUUUUGAGAUUCAGAAUGGGACAUAGUGCUCCUCUUACCAAAAUCAGAUACUAUGGACAAAAUGGACAACAAAUUCUUAGUGCAAGUCAGGAUGGAACUCUUCAGUCAUUUUCCACAAUACAUGAAAAAUUUAACAAAAGCUUGGGACAUGGAUUAAUAAAUAAAAAGAGAGUCAAACGUAAAGGACUUCAGAAUGCCAUGUCAGUGAGACUUCCACCCAUCACAAAGUUUGCAGCUGAGGAAGCUCGUGAAAGUGAUUGGGAUGGCAUCAUUGCUUGCCAUCAAGGUAAGCUAUCUUGCUCAACCUGGAACUACCAAAGAUCUACAAUAGGCGCUUACUUUCUUAAGCCAAAGGAGCUCAAGACAGAUGACAUAACUGCAACAGCAGUGGAUAUAACUUCUUGUGGAAACUUUGCUGUGAUUGGCCUUUCAUCAGGAACUGUAGAUGUGUAUAACAUGCAGUCUGGUAUUCAUCGAGGGAGUUUUGGGAAGAAUCAAGCUCAUAAAGGAUCUGUUAGAGGUGUUGCAGUGGAUGGAUUAAACCAGUUGACAAUUACAACAGGAAGUGAAGGAUUACUCAAGUUCUGGAACUUUAAAAACAAAAUUUUAAUCCAUUCUGUGAAACUUGAUUCAUCUCCAAAUAUAAUGCUGCUACAUAGAGACAGUGGUCUUCUGGGACUCGCCUUGGAUGACUUCUCCAUUAGUGUUCUGGACAUAGAAACUAGGAAGAUUGUCAGAGAUUUUUCUGGACACCAAGGCCAAAUAAAUGACAUGACUUUCAGUCCUGAUGGUCGUUGGUUAAUAAGUGCUUCAAUGGAUUGCUCUAUUAGAACUUGGGACCUUCCGUCUGGGUGCCUCAUAGACAGCUUUUUGUUGGACUCGGCUCCCCUCAAUGUUGUUAUGUCCCCUACUGGAGAUUUUCUGGCCACUUCCCAUGUGGACCACCUUGGAAUUUAUCUAUGGUCCAAUAUUUCUCUCUAUUCUGUUGUUUCAUUACGGCCACUUCCCACAGAUUAUGUUCCUUCGGUAGUGAUGCUCCCUGGUAUUUGUCAAACCCAAGAUAUGGAAUUACCAGAAGAAACUGUAGAACCAAGUGAUGAAAUGAUUGAGUAUGAUUCUCCAGAACAGCUGAAUGAGCAACUGGUGACUCUGUCACUCCUCCCUGAAUCACGCUGGAAAAACCUUCUCAAUCUUGAUGUUAUUAAGAGAAAGAAUAAACCAAAGGAACCACCCAAAGUACCCAAGUCAGCACCAUUUUUCAUUCCAACAAUUCCUGGCCUUGUACCCAGAUAUGCUGCACCUGAACAAAAUAAUGAUCCCCAACAGUCUAAAGUGGUAAAUCUUGGAAUUUUGGCUCAAAAAUCAGAUUUCUGCUUGAAACUUGAAGAAGGUCUGGUAAAUAAUAAAUAUGAAGCCGCUCUUAACCGUCUGAAAGAAUUAGGGCCAUCAGGAAUUGAAACAGAGCUGCGAAGCUUGUCUCCAGAUUGUGGUGGGUCUGUAGAAGUUAUGCAGAGCUUCUUAAAAAUGAUCGGGAUGAUGUUGGACAGAAAGCAAGAUUUUGAGUUAGCCCAGGCAUACCUUGCAUUGUUUCUAAAGUUACACCUUAAAAUGCUCCCUUCAGAGCCAGUUCUUCUAGAAGAAAUGACAAAGUUGUCAUCACAGGUGGAAGAAAACUGGAUGCAUUUACAGUCCCUCUUCAAUCAAAGCAUGUGUGUUUUAAAUUAUAUAAAAAGUGCUUUGUUAUAAAAAUGAAGUGAGUAAAUAAAUCAGACUUUUAUAUUAAAUGGGUUAACUCAUACCCUGUUUUCGAAGUUUCAGUGUGGAAAGAAAAUAAAUGCUAGCACUACUGACUAUUCAGUAAUUCUCCACUUAUACUUCCUUGAAAUAAAAUACAUGCCUUUUGUUUAAAGACUUAA
Messenger RNA from Manis javanica (Malayan pangolin), 3079 nucleotides. RefSeq names its product WD repeat domain 36 (gene WDR36). Gene Ontology annotation, molecular function: protein binding. Gene Ontology annotation, biological process: rRNA processing. Gene Ontology annotation, cellular component: Pwp2p-containing subcomplex of 90S preribosome; small-subunit processome. The record is from RefSeq and is a predicted model, not a curated record. NCBI's taxonomy places the organism in Eukaryota, Metazoa, Chordata, Mammalia, Pholidota, Manidae.